Molecule: messenger RNA, 552 nt
Organism: Pseudogymnoascus destructans
Lineage: Eukaryota; Fungi; Ascomycota; Leotiomycetes; Thelebolales; Thelebolaceae
Exons: 2
Coding region: 1-552 (183 amino acids)
Source: RefSeq, a predicted model, not a curated record
AUGGCAGGAGGGGCAGGCGAUGCGACCGAAAAGCCUACAUAUGAGCCUUUCGAUCCCCUGCCUACAGUUGGUGAAAUAAUUCAAAUCGAUUUUGAUGCGCUCAACAUGGCCACCUUUGCCCCAAUACCUUAUAAAUAUGUGCCAACUGCCUCGCGUCCUCGGGGCGCGAACGCUCGCCGCAAACCUACCCCAGAGCAAUCCAGUAUCCUCAACGACCACUCUCCCGCCAAGCAGAAGGGAGUCGCACUCGACGCUCCAUGGCCAGCAGUAGGCGCAGCAACUGAUGAAAAAGGCAGCGGCAUGCCCGGAUAUCAAGUUAAGAGUAGCAAUGCAUAUUUCGGUAACAGUGGCGAUUAUAGCGACGACUACUUCCCCACAAUCGAGGAGCUUUUGCACACCAAACUACAGACGGCGGGCUUUGGCCUGGGGGAACCAGGUAAAGAACACAUCAGAGGAGCUGUGGAAGAAUGUUUGGCGAAGGUCAGGUCCAUCGACCAAGACACGUCAGUAUCGAGCGUCAGUUCUAGUGGUGACCAAGGUGAGCACCCCUAA